This is a messenger RNA of Pimephales promelas (fathead minnow), 3485 nucleotides long. Its product is annotated as solute carrier family 22 member 13. Gene Ontology annotation, biological process: transmembrane transport. Gene Ontology annotation, molecular function: transmembrane transporter activity. The record is from RefSeq and is a predicted model, not a curated record. Gene Ontology annotation, cellular component: membrane. NCBI's taxonomy places the organism in Eukaryota, Metazoa, Chordata, Actinopteri, Cypriniformes, Leuciscidae.
GAGCUUUGAUAUACAUGCUCAAUGGCUCAUUAUGCGCGUGUCUCAUUUAGACCAAGACGCCACCAUCCACACACAAUGCUCGAAAGGGAUUUUUCCAACUGAUCAGCCAAUUCAGACCAUGGUGUUUACUUUAUAUGACACUUUGUAUGCUAUUAUUCGUGGUUUCUGGUCAAAUUAGUAAAAGUAACACAGCAGCAGCUCUCGAUCCAUUCCAGACGACACUGCUCUGCUCCAGCCUUUAUAGUUGCUUCACGAUUUUGUAACAAGCUGAGCGGCGCGCGCGGGGUGUGUGGUGUUUUACACACAUAUCUGUCGCGACUCGCGAGCCAUGGAAAAAGGCGUUUGGAAAGUGGACAUCAACUCACUUUGAAAUGACUGGCUUUUGUCUUGCUUGUGCGACAAAAUAUAAUGUUGUUGUCCCUAGAAUUAUGUUGUAGAAUAACAACAACAAUGGCACGUGCUGUGUAAACAUAUGCUAUUGAUUUCUGCGCGCGUUCCUCAGGAUGGAAAAUACAUUGCCUUUUAAUUUAGCUGUUUUUUUUUAGACGUUACGAUCUUCACUGUACUCUUGAUCACUGUGUUUUGAUAAGGCUCAUCUCCCUCAAGACUUAUUUUUUCAAGCUCGAGAUGAAUUUCGACCAGUUGCUGGUCACAGUCGGUGGCUUUGGGAGAUACCAGAAGCUUUUGUAUGUGUGGAUAUGUUUACCGCAGAUCUUUCUCGCAUUCCACAUGAUGGCGAGCGUCUUCACGGGCGCCACGCCACCCCACUAUUGUCGGGGUUCAAGGAUGGACGAGGACUGGUCGUUUACUGCCUCCAAUCUUUCAAAUGUGAACAUGAGCAUCUCUCUUCUGCCGGGGCACGCGGACUCGUGCACGGUAGUUUCAGGAAAGAACCAUACUGCACGCUCCAGUUGUGUGACAGGAUGGCUGUACAACCAAGACAUCUUCCACAGCACCACUGUCAGUGAGUGGGAUCUGGUGUGUGAGAAGGCAGGUCUGAACAGCCUGGGCUCGUCUGUCUAUAUGCUGGGACUGCUGGUAGGAGCUGUAGUGUUUGGAGCAAUGGCAGACAGGUAUGGGAGGAGGUUUGCCCUGCUCUUGUCUUUAGCGCUUCAGACAGUGUUUGGUGUGGCCGCUGCCUUCGCUCCAAACUUUCCCGUUUAUGUCGCCCUGCGCUUCAUCAUAGGAAUUUCAGUGUCGGGUGUGAUAAUCAAUGCAUUUGUGCUAGGCACAGAGUGGACCUGCACACAGAGACGGAUGCUAGCCGGCAUCUUCACCGACUACUUCUUCGGCUUCGGCUACAUGCUGCUGGCCGGUUUAGCCUAUCUCAUCAGAGACUGGAGAAAGCUGCAGCUUGCCAUCUCUGCACCAGGCUUUCUCUUCAUAUUCUAUAUCUGGGUUCUUCCACAAUCAGCCCGUUGGCUGCUGGUGAAUAACCGAAAGGAAGAGGCGAUUGAUCUCCUGCGUAAGGCGGCUGCCGUCAAUGGCCGUACCUUACCUCCCUGUGUUCAGGUGGAGCAAUAUGAGGGCCCGCAAGGACGCAGUCAAUAUACAGCUGUCGACCUGCUCCGAACUCCCGAGAUGAGGAGGAGAACGCUCAUACUCUUCUACAUCUGGUUUGUUAAUGUGUUGGUGUAUUAUGGUCUGUCUCUGGGUGUGUCUGACCUUGGAUCAGACCUUUACCUCACUCAGUUCAUGUUUGGAUUGGUGGAAAUUCCCGCAAGGUCACUGGUGUUGGUUCUCCUGCCCUGCAGUCGACGAAUCCCGCUGAGUGUGUUCCUGGCUGUGGGAGGCGGUGCAUGUCUGCUUACCCUCACUGUCCCAGCAGACAGUGCUCAUAUCCGAACUGGUUUGGCCAUGGUGGGGAAAUUUGGAAUUACAGCAUCUUUUGCCAUCAUCUAUAUUUAUUCUGCAGAACUUUUUCCAACUGUUCUCAGGCAAACAGGUAUUGGCGUUUCCUCGAUGUUCGCACGGAUGGGUGGAGUUUUAGCGCCACUAAUAAACCUGCUUGGACGCCACACACCUGUUGUGCCGAUGGUGAUAUUUGGCUCCACCCCUCUGCUUGCUGCAGUGUUUGCCUUAGCACUGCCUGAGACUGCCAAUCAACCACUACCAGACAGCAUUUAUGAUACAGAGAAUUUCUCCUCUUUUUCCUCCUUUAGAUCUUCUCUGAAAUAUGACGGACAAAUUCCUGUCCUUACCAGCCAAUCACCAAGCAGCACAGAAGGACAGGAACUGCAGAGUUUAGCAGAUGAGUCCAGAUAGGCAUACAUGAUCACACACAAACUCUAUGCAGAACCUCUUUAUAUUGUUUUUCUUUAUCAGUCACGAUGACGCUAAUGGGUAAGGUUUUGAUACGUUUUAUACGUUUAUAUUUUCUGGAAUGGCUGUUGGUUGUGUAUUUAACUGAAUUACAUUAGGACUAGCAGUUUUAAUCAAACUAAAGUGUAAAAUGUAAAACAUGGAUCAGUGAAAGCAAUGCGAUUGGUGCGUCACUUCUCUCUAUCCACCAUCUGGCCUCUCUAUGCAAAACAGAUAUGCUUAGAACAAACAUUUGUGAAUGAGAAAGCUUAAUUAAAUACGUUCAGUUCGGUUUUAACAGAUAAUCAUAUUUAAUAUGUGAAUUAUUUCUUCUGUUAAAAGGACCAAAAAUAUUGAUUUUUGUCCAAUCAGAAGCUCUUUAUAAUGAGAAUGUCCCUCCCAGCAGCACCACUGGCAACUGACUAGCAACUUUGGUCUAGUGGAGAGAAAACCAGUGCCUUCUUUGUAAUGUAGUCCUUUAUAUGUGUCCAGUGUUUGGGAAUUACACCAUAUUUGUCUUAUGUGGGCUUGCAUUUAGUUUAGCUUGAGAUGACAAUCCCCAAAGCUGUUUGAAAUUGUUUUAUUAGCAUGUUGGUAUCCUGAACAGUCUCAGUAGCUACAGGGAAAAGCAUCUUGUUUAGUGCUGUUUUGUCUGCAUGUAGUUUUUCUAUUGAUUUUAGUGAAAAGACUGUCAUCAUACGCACAAUUAAAGUGGUUUAAUGUCAGUGUGGGAUUGAUAUGCCAUGCUUUCCAACUUUGCUUGAGCCAAUGAUACAUACACUCGUGCAACCAGACGUCAAUCUCAGCCAUACACUGCCAAAUGACAGUCUAAUUUUUAACUUUAAAUACUGACAUUAACAUUUUAAAAACAGGGAAUUGUAGUUUUAUUGCAUGACAUUCUUUGAUGGAAAUGAACUUUUUUAUUAUAGGCCUAAUGCAAUUUAUCUAAUGUUGACAGAUCAGAUCUCAAAGGGAUAGUUCCACCGACAUAUACAAAACUGUCAUGAUGUGUCCUAUAAUAAUUACGUGUUAUGGACAGUCAUGCGGAAACACUGUUCAUUUGUACACACAGUUUUCGUUUCAGCGUUUGAUGAGGAAAAAAUGUCAAAUGGUGACAGAAAACAUGUCAAUUGGAGUUAAGAAGAGACUCAUUCGUACCUAUUAUUCAUCUUAUUUUCCGAAAA